UGUCAUUAUCCACGUGACUGCCUCGGACGAAUGGUGAAAGACCCAAACAAGGAAGUGUUACCGUCAGAACAGCUGCACGACGUGACAGUCAAAGGCAAAGCAGAAACGCUAUUCAUCGUAAAAUUGCCAGUGCAUAGGUUGUGUUUUGUAUCUUCAAGUCGUCGCGGCAUGUUGUGCUUUUAGUGUUUUUCGUGUGGGAAGGAGCAGCGUUUUCCCACAAUGUUUCAGGCUGCAGCCAAAACCCUUUCGGUUGUGUCCACCACCUCAGUGUCUCGGGGAAUAUCGUUAAGUAUUCGACAUUACUGUAAGAAGACACCAACUAAACUGACAGUAUCCGAAGCACUUUCGGGGGCUGGAUUGGGAGCAAAUGUCAAAGUACAGGGAUGGGUUCGCUCUGUCAGACCUCAGAAGGCAAAUGUCUUUCUCCAUGUGAAUGAUGGGAGCUCUUUGCAGUCUUUGCAGAUUGUCGCGGGCUCAGAGCUGGAUAAUCCGUUCCUCACAUUUGGUAGUGCUGUUGAAGUCACAGGUAUUCUUAAGAAUAGUCCACACCAGAAACAGCCAGUUGAACUGGAAGCAGACCAAAUCCAUGUAGUUGGAGAAUGUAAUCCUGUGGAUUUUCCCUUUAAAAUCAAAGCGAGACACAACCUCGAGUACAUUCGCCAGUUUCCUCAUCUCAGGUGUAGAACAAAUGCCUUUAGCUCCCUGUUGAGAGUACGAAGCGAGGCCACUACAGCAAUUCACUCAUAUUUCAAGGAAAAUGGCUUUGUGCAGAUUCACACUCCAGUCAUCACAUCAAAUGAUUGUGAAGGGGCAGGGGAGCUCUUUCAGGUUGAGCCAUCGGGCCCAGAGGCUGAGGAAGAUGAGAAGUUUUUCUCUGUCCCAGCCUUCCUGACUGUGUCUGGUCAGCUUCAUUUGGAAGUGAUGUCAGGGGCUUUUUCUAGAGUCUACACAUUUGGGCCAACAUUUCGAGCCGAGAACUCCCAAAGCAGACGCCAUCUGGCUGAGUUUUACAUGGUGGAGGCCGAGGUCUCCUUCACACAGUCCUUAGAGGAUCUCACCAAGGUCAUGGAGGACAUGUUCAGAUCCGCCACAGAGCAUGUCUUGGCACACUGUGCAGAUGAAGUGGAUUUGUUUCACAAGCAUGUGACUCCUGGACACAGGGACACCAUAGACGCUAUGUUGAAGAAGAGAUUCCCCGCGAUCACCUACAGUGAGGCUAUAGACAUCCUAAACCGCAGCUCUCAGAAGUUUGACUUCCCAACAGAUUGGGGCUGCGACCUUCAGACAGAGCAUGAGAAGUACCUGGUGAAACAUUGCGGCAACAUUCCAGUCUUCGUCACUGAUUAUCCUUAUGAUCUUAAGCCUUUUUAUGCAAGAGACAACCGGGACCAUCCUCAGCAUACAGCGGCCGCGGUGGACCUUCUAGUGCCAGGAGUUGGAGAGCUCUGUGGGGGCUCGCUGAGAGAGGAGAGACCGGAGCUGCUGAGGGCUCGGCUGGAAGAGGCUGGAUUAGAAGACACGUACAGCUGGUAUCUGGAUUUGAGACGUUUUGGCUCUGUCCCUCAUGGUGGCUUUGGACUGGGAUUUGAGCGAUAUUUGCAAUGCAUUCUUGGUGUCGACAACAUAAAAGAUGUGAUUCCUUUCCCUAGAUUUUCCCAUUCUUGUCUUCUAUAAAACACAGUUCAAGCCUAGUUUUUUUU
Molecule: messenger RNA, 1700 nt
Organism: Xiphias gladius (swordfish)
Lineage: Eukaryota; Metazoa; Chordata; Actinopteri; Istiophoriformes; Xiphiidae
Gene: nars2
Product: asparaginyl-tRNA synthetase 2, mitochondrial
Exons: 14
Coding region: 220-1674 (484 amino acids)
Biological process (GO): asparaginyl-tRNA aminoacylation
Cellular component (GO): mitochondrion
Molecular function (GO): ATP binding; asparagine-tRNA ligase activity; nucleic acid binding
Source: RefSeq, a predicted model, not a curated record